AAAAGAAGCAAACCAGCAUUACAAGUGGUUUGAGUUAAAACAGCGACAGGCCAUGGAGUUGGUUAAACUCUGUUGGCGCCAAAAAAUGCUCAUUAUUAAUGAAUGGAUAAGAUCCGAUCCACUUCUUCUGCUACUGCUGAUUGCUUACCUCAUACCCUCUCUUUCUCUCCUUAAAGUCUGUGAGACUCACACUCUCACACACAAACUGCACUGAAAUCCCUACCUCUAAGCUGGACUCUCCCCGUGUCUCUGUUUUCUUCACUCCACACCUCAUCAAGUAAUUAAGGGAAGAAUUUCAUUUCAAUCAAAUAAAAGAAUUUCCUUAGCCAUAUUUUUCGUGCAGUUCAAUUCGAUCAUUGGCAUCUCCAAAUCUUGGUUGCUUCGAGCGUAUCUGAAGUCAUGGCAGCUGCACAAACAAAAUGUUCCUUAGGGUAUGGCAAGCCUCCUUGGAUAUUUAAAGGCAGAGCCUUGUACCAACUUCACCUUGUUAAAUCCAAAAUUGCUCGAGCAUCCAUUCCGAAAGAGUUCAGAUUAGUUGAAGCAUUUGGAUACACCCUUGGAGGUUUUUUUCUAGCUAGCUAUGAAGACAGUCCAGCUGGGGUUUUUGAUGAGCUUGUGGUGAUUGCGGGAAUUGUGUGGAACCCCCCAACAUCUUGUGCAUGGGCAGCCAGGGUGCUUGUCAACAGUGGCGAUGCUUGUGAUCAUGGACGAAAGGAUGUGGGGCUUCCUAGUCAAGUUGCCAAGUUUUCCAAGAAAAUCACAGCAAUUCCUAGGCGAAGAAAGAGCAAAUUUAAUGGCUUUCUAGACAUGAUUGGUUUGGGCACUGCAAGUUCGAGUACGAAGGAUUGCAUGGAUGUUCUAGUAACUGAAACUAAUGGUCCUUCCGCAACUGAUAUCUGCAACAUCAAACUUACAACUUCUGUUCCUGGGGUAAAAUUUGACAAAUGGAAGGGGCCAGCAAUCAAAAUGUCACUACCAAGUUUUAGCGGACGUACAGAGUAUAACCCCAAUCUUUUGAAAUAUACUUGCAGUAUUGAAUGCAGAGUACGAGCAGUGCAGGCAGCAAAAGUGUCAGGGCCAUCUUCACCACCAAAGCACGACACUGAAGAGUCACAGAGCCAGCUUAAAUUGAAAACUGUGGAACCCAGUAGUAGAGAACUCCUGGAUGAGGGACAGAACUUGAGCAUAUCUGUAAUGCUAUCAAAACCAAUACUAGCUCUGGAGCUCAGUUGUUUGAAAAUGCAGGUUGAAGCACCAGUUGUAGUUUCCCAGCAUUCUAAAAGCAGGUUUAACUAGAGUCGCAGAUUAAGGGCAUUAUUUUCGUUCGAAAAAUCCAUUAAUGCAAUCAAUACCAAUUCUGUAUUGAUUCUUACAUUAUUAUUAUUAUUAUUUGUAAAUGAGUAAUAAUGUUAGUUGCAAAUUGUAAUUACUGUAAACAGAGGCAGUCUGGCAGAGCUAGGAUGUUUUCUUAACAGGCCAAGCAAGUUCAUGAUUGUUUUUUCCAGAAAUUAUUACCUAAUACUAAAGACAUGGGGUAUAACCCAAGGUGCUUCACCUCGA
This is a messenger RNA of Populus trichocarpa (black cottonwood), 1560 nucleotides long. RefSeq names its product protein NEOXANTHIN-DEFICIENT 1. The record is from RefSeq and is a predicted model, not a curated record. NCBI's taxonomy places the organism in Eukaryota, Viridiplantae, Streptophyta, Magnoliopsida, Malpighiales, Salicaceae. The transcript has 11 exons. Bases 400 to 1296 code for a protein of 298 amino acids.